GAGAAAUGUGACAUCACAGGAUGGAACAGAGGCCCCUGGGUGGUGACACCAUUGAACAUGGGUGAUGAAAUGGCAGGGAACCAUCUGACUAGAGGGCAAUGACUGUGGAGAGCAAAACUUCUGAAGGUUUGCAGAAGCUGGUAAGAGAACCACCAAGAAGGCGACUGCAGUAUUACAGAUCCUCUUCAGCGGAACUUAAAAGUGCCAAUAUGUAUCAUUCAGUGUCCGAAACCAGUCACCCCUUGCAAACAGAGGAACAAGAAAUGGGCGUUGAUCCUUUGCAGAGUUACUUGAACAAGUCGGGGCAAGGAGGAUCAAGUGAAAAYGGAAGCAUGCACCACAGCCCAGAUUCUGAUGGAACAUUUAUUUCUUACAGUAAAGAAUGGGAAGAACUAUUUGUAAACAACAAUUACUUGGCAACUAUACGGCUGAAGGGGAUUAAUGGGCAGCUGAGAAGCAGCAGGUUCCGUAGUGUUUGCUGGAAGUUAUUUCUCGAGGUUUUACCCCAAGACAGAAGUCAAUGGAUUAAAAGCACUUCAGAAUUAAGAACAUCUUACAACAAGAUCAAAGAGAUUCAUAUUACCAACCCACGGAAAGCAGGACAGCAAGAUCUGAUCAUCAACAAUCCACUGUCUCAGGAUGAGGGGAGUCUAUGGAAUAAAUUUUUCCAGGAUAAAGAGCUUCGAGCAAUGAUUGAACAAGAUGUGACAAGAACGUUUCCUGAAAUGCAAUAUUUUCAGCAAGAGAAUGUGAGGAAAAUUCUUACAGAUGUUCUGUUCUGCUAUGCCAGAGAAAAUGAGCAGUUGCUUUAUAAACAGGGUAUGCAUGAACUUCUAGCUCCCAUUGUCUUUAUCCUGCAUUGUGACCACCAGGCUUUCUCACAUGCCAGUGAAGCUGCACAACCAAGUGAGGAAAUGAAAGUUCUUUUGAAUCCUGAAUAUCUGGAACAUGAUGCCUAUGCAAUGUUCACACGUCUUAUGAAAACUGCAGAACAUUGGUUUUCAACUUUUGAACAUGACAGUCAGAAGGAGAAAGAUGCGAUGGUUACGCCUAUGCCAUUUGCAAGGCCACAGGAUAUAGGUCCAUCUAUUGCUAUUGUAACUAAAGUAAAUCAGAUUCAGGAUCAUCUGCUGAAGAAACAUGAUAUUGAGCUGUACAUGCAUCUGAACCGACUGGAAAUUGCUCCACAGAUUUAUGGACUGCGCUGGGUCAGGCUCCUGUUUGGACGAGAAUUCCCACUUCAGGACCUUCUAGUUGUCUGGGAUGCUCUGUUUGCUGACAGUAUCACCCUGAACUUAGUUGACUACAUUUUUGUAGCCAUGUUGUUAUAUAUUAGGGAUGCCCUGAUUUCAAGUAAUUAUCAGACCUGUUUGGGACUUCUGAUGCAUUAUCCACCAAUUGAAGAUGUUCACUCCCUUAUUCUUAGAGCACUUUUUCUCCGAGAUCCAAAGAAAAAUCCAAGACCAGUGACACACCAGUUCCAACAGAAUUUAGACUAUUACAAAGCACGUGGAGCAGACUUGAUGAAUAAAACUCGUGCCAGUGCCAAGGCUGCCCCCCUGAACAUUAAUAAAGUCUCCAACAGCUUGCUCAACUUUGGCCGAAAGCUCAUCGCGCCGGCCAUGGCCUCGGGGAGCGCCGCGGGCCCCGGCGGCAGCGGCGGCUUCCCGGGCACGGCGAUGCCUGUCCGAGGAAUGGGGGAAGCCCCCCAGCACCAUCAUCACCAUCACCACCACCACCAGCACCAGCAGCACCAGCAGCAGGCACAGCAGCAGAGGCUGAUGAAGUCCGAGAGCAUGCCGGUCCAGCUGGGCAAAGGCCAAAAUUCAAAAAACAUCAGUUCAUCUCCAAGCAUAGAGAGCUUGUCUGGCGGACGUGAGUUUACAGCAUCUCCUCCUCUGUCUGCAUCAAAAAAGGAUUCCUUUUUCAGUACAAUCUCCCGUUCCCGUUCGCAGAGCAAAACUAUGAGCAGAAAAGAAUCUGAGGAGGAAUUGGAGGCUCAGAUCUCCUUUCUACAAGGGCAACUAAACGACUUGGAAGCAAUGUGCAAAUAUUGUGCGAAAAUGAUGAACACACAUCUUGGAAAUAUUCAGGAAGUUAUAUUACAAGAACGCUUGGAAAAAGAAGAUGAAAUUCUGGUUUCCCUGGCUGGUUUGAAACAGAUCAAGGAUAUUCUGAAAGGUUCCCUGCGUUUCAACCAGAGCCAACUGGAAGCUGAAGAAAAUGAGCAAAUCACGAUAGCAGAUGACCACUACUGCUCCAACAACCAGGACAAGGGGACAAGUGAAGUCCAGAAGGAAUCUGCUAUGACAAAGCAACAGUGCAUCCCGAGACCUCAGGCUACAACUGACUCRAGCACCGGUGAAAGUAAGAGUGCUGAUGACUAUAUUUUGGUUUCCAAAGAAGAGGAAGGAUCUAAAAGCAGUGCCCGGCAGCCAGCGCAGACCCUUCCGCCACACAAGGAGGCACCAGCGAAGCAGGAAGCUCCAUCUCGUUGUUCUUUGAUAUUCUCUGAUCCGUUGAUGGGCUCCAUGUCAGCCUCCUCCAGUAACCUGAGCUCCAGCCCUGAUGAUGACAGUAGUAACAACAGCAAAGAUUCUGAUUUUACUAUUGUCAGCCCCCUGGACCUCUAAAGAAGCAGGCUAGGACAGAUGGAGAGAUUCUGCUUACAAAUAUGCCUAUAUGAUGUCUACAUUUCUAGUUAAAGAAAAUGGAGCAGCAACAUUAACCAACAAUUUUUCUGAUGAACUCUAUGACUUGUGCUCCUGUGGAAAAGAUUCCUUCACAUCAAAUACACAGUACAUCUAAUCAUCUUAUUUCAAGUAGAUAAAUUUUCUGGUUUUUUAGUUUUACUUGCUGAUCCCUUUAAACUCUUUUGGAAUUUGCAAAAAUAAACUGAUGAACUGUUCUUUCUGGACUUAUAUAUAACUAUCCCUAUGAAAGAAUGCUAUAAAGUWACUCUGUAAACAACAGCAAAAAAAAAAAGUAUUAUUUAAUUUUAUGGUACAUAUACAGAAUACCAUGCAAUAACUUUGUCAUUGCAUGGCAAAGCUUAUGUUAAUAGGCAAUUAAUAAGUGGUAGUUGCUGAUUAGUCUGUAAUUGUAAAUGGAGUUAAGUAGAGUAUUCCAAGAUAAGGUGACAUGUAGUUUGCUGGUCCUAAAUUUUACAAGGUCUGAGUGUCUGUGACUGAAAUGAAGAGAUAAUUGUGCUGUAAUUGCAUAGUAGCUGCCAUCCCCUUGCACACUGMCAAGCCACCAUGUAAUUCUUCUGAGAUUGUAUGUGCCUUGUAAAAUGAAAAAACUAUUUGAAUGUUAUGAGCAGGCAGAGCACGGCGCCUGUGCGGCAGGCUGAUAGGAACAGUCAGACGACUGAUUAUUUGGAUGAAAGACUGAAAUGCAUAACACUUUGGAGAGGUGUUUAUUUUGCUUUAGCUUUAAGCUUGAUAGCAAACCGGUUCAGAAUUCAACAUGCAUGCCUGUCUUCAGGUUUAUUUUAUUUCCUUGAGCUUGCAUGAACGCCAGGGGAUUAAAUCAGUGACUGUUGAUUUAUUUAGAUCCGCCACGCUUUUCUAGCCUUAACCCAUUCAGCAAGGCUUGCGCCUCAUCAGCAACAACCUGCUCAAGAGCUACCUGUGGAAAGAGGGAAGAAAUAUUAUGGAGACAGGGAAAAGAGAAGUUUUAUGUCCUGUGAUACAUAAGCCUUCAAAGACUCCAGUACUUUGGCAGGGGGAAAUGUUUUUACUUUUUUAUUUUUUUAAGAAUCAUUCUUUCAAUAUCUGUUCUGGUGUUUUGUUUCAGGGAUCAUGUUGCAGUUUGCUUGAGCAGUCUCAUUGCCAAUGAACGUGUGAUUUGUACAGUUCUUUUAUUUUUGUAAGUCAGUUGUAUCUUUAAUAUUGCAUAUUUUAAAGCAGUGCUUAAAGUAUAAAAAAACUCUGGAGUUUCUAACAAGUUUUCACUGUUCAGUGAGUACCAAUGAGCUGAAUGCUUAUMAUGCCAUGGGAUAUGAUAAAAUUCUAACGAAAAGGGAUAUGAUUAUAUGAAUGAGGUAAGAGUGAACUACAAUGGAGUAAACCACUUUGGUUUUACCAUGUUCUUCCACAUCUCAAAUAUGUAGUCUCUGUUACUUGGUCAUACUGGGAAGAUAGUUUAAGUUUUAUAUCGUCAUUAAGCCAGGAACCUGUAAGUUAUACAAAAUGUCAGAUCAUCAUCCUGUCUUGCCUUAUGAUAGGGAUACACCGAGAAAGAAAUUCUCAGUUCAAUACAAAAUUAUUCUUUUUCUUCSAAUACGGCCUGCUCAUAAUGUUUAUAGAUAAAAAUAACUGGAUAGAAAAUAAUACACUUUGGAAAUUACUGAUGAAAACUAAAAUGGGAUAAAAGAUAUGUAUCUGAGACGGUUGGACUGGAUCUCACAUCUGUGAUUUAUGACUGUUUCAGAUCUCUUGCAUGUCAUGUCAGUUGUAUGUACUGCAGAAAGGCAGUGUCAUAUUUUGACUGGGUAUUCAUGUAGUUGUGGAACUUUGUAUC
Molecule: messenger RNA, 4524 nt
Organism: Nothoprocta perdicaria
Lineage: Eukaryota; Metazoa; Chordata; Aves; Tinamiformes; Tinamidae
Gene: TBC1D5
Product: TBC1 domain family member 5
Exons: 23
Coding region: 99-2633 (844 amino acids)
Biological process (GO): activation of GTPase activity
Molecular function (GO): GTPase activator activity
Source: RefSeq, a predicted model, not a curated record